Molecule: messenger RNA, 855 nt
Organism: Cordyceps militaris CM01
Lineage: Eukaryota; Fungi; Ascomycota; Sordariomycetes; Hypocreales; Cordycipitaceae
Product: WW/Rsp5/WWP
Exons: 2
Coding region: 1-855 (284 amino acids)
Molecular function (GO): protein binding
Source: RefSeq, a predicted model, not a curated record
AUGGCUGCGUAUCAAGAUCAUCUUUCCCAAAAUUUUGGCAACAUGGGCCUGGGACCCAACAACGGCCAAUACCCCCCUCCGCAACAAGGUUACGGAUACCAGCAGCAGCCGCCGCCCUCACAAUACAGCUCUCCGCCGCCACAGGACCAGUAUGGUUCGCCGCCGCCCGCACCGCCGUACCAGCCGCCCCAGGACAAGCCUCCAAUCCCGCGUGACUGGCGGCCCUUUUUCGACAACCAGAACCAACGCUGGUACUACGUCAAUGAGUCGACGCGCGAGACGCAGUGGGAGGCUCCCGGCUACUAUGCACCCUCUGAGCCAGGCAGUGAUAACCGUGGCUACGAUACGCCUCAGCCGCAACAGCAGCAGUACGGCCAGUACGGUGCGCCGCCAGGCCCCCCUCCUGGCAAUACCAAGGGCAGCGGGGGCGGAAUGGGGAUGGCCGGCGGCCUAGCCGUGGGCGCUGUCGCAGGCUUAGCCGCCGGUGCCGCCGGCUCGUAUCUCUUUGGUAAGGCGGAAGAUGCGAUCGAGGACAAGGUGGACAGUGUUGAGGGCCGGCUCGACCGGCUCGAGAAUAGGACCGAAGACAGGGUCGAGGAGAGAGUGGAGAGAACCGAGGAUCGCUGGGAGGAAGCGGCUUAUGUGCCUGCAGUCCUGCCCGCUCACGACAUUGAUGGCGACUCGGUGUCGUCGAGCGACCGGGAAGAGGUUGAGGAAGCGAGAGAGCGGUACGAAGAGGCUCUGCGUGACGCAGCUAGCUCAUCGGCGAGCAGCAGUGACCAGGAGGAGCUGGAGGAGGCGCGGGAGGAGUACGAGGAGGCGUACGAGGAGACCUAUGGUGACGAUGACUACUAG